CCAAAAAAAAAGAGAGAGAGAAGAACACAUCGAUAUAAACACCAAAACCAAUAAUAUGCACAAAAAGCAUAAUAUGUUCACACAACAGCCACGUUCAGUAACCACAACAACAACAACAAUGGCGAAAAAACGAAAGGUUGGGUCAGACGAGAUGGCUCAGAACGGUUCGAACGACGUGAAGCUUAUCGGAGCGUGGCCGAGCCCAUUCGUCCUGAGGGCUCGGAUCGCACUUAACCUAAAGUUCGUACAGUACGAGUUUCUUGAGGAAGACAUUCUCAACUCAAAGAGCGAGCUUCUCCUUAAAUACAACCCUAUCCACAAGAAAAUCCCUGUUCUCAUCCAUGGCGGCAAACCCAUCUGCGAAUCCCUCAACAUCGUUCAGUACGUGGACGAAGUAUGGUCGUCCGAUCCCGCCAUCCUUCCGUCCGAGCCGUUCGAUCGUGCCGUGGCUCGGUUCUGGGACAUGUACAUCGAUGAACACUGCUACACAUCCAUUAAUGGCGUCGCCGGAGCAAAAGAGGACGAGGAGAGAAUAGCGGCGGUGGAGAAGCUACAAGGGUGUAUGUCCCUUUUGGAAGACGCCUUCCAGAAAUGCAGCAAUGGCAGAGAUUUCUUCGGAGGAGACAACAUCGGAUUCAUCGACAUCGGAUUCGGGUCAAUGCUCAGUCCACUUCGCGUCGUCGAGAAAUUUUCAGGCGUCAAAUUCCUGAAUCCGGACAAGACACCGGGGCUUUUCCGGUGGGCCGACAGGUUCUGCGGCCACGAGGCCGUCAAACAUGUCAUGCCUGACGUCGAGAGGCUCGCCGCCUUCGCCAUGCUCAAGUUCAACCGUUAAAUAAAGAAACUUAACUUAGUUCCGAUCUAUGCUUAUCGCGCGACAUAUGCUUCUAAUGAGACUAAAUGUUGUUCUUUUGUUUCUUUUAUUGUAUGGUUUGGGAUCUAAUAAAUCAUAUGACACCUAAACGUGUCGUUUUUCUCAUGUAAUAAAUCACAUGACUCAUUUUAAAAUUUA
This is a messenger RNA of Tarenaya hassleriana, 1012 nucleotides long. Its product is annotated as glutathione S-transferase U11-like. Lineage: Eukaryota; Viridiplantae; Streptophyta; Magnoliopsida; Brassicales; Cleomaceae. The record is from RefSeq and is a predicted model, not a curated record. The transcript has 2 exons. Gene Ontology annotation, biological process: glutathione metabolic process. Gene Ontology annotation, molecular function: glutathione transferase activity. Gene Ontology annotation, cellular component: cytoplasm. Bases 56 to 835 code for a protein of 259 amino acids.